Molecule: messenger RNA, 1811 nt
Organism: Suillus paluster
Lineage: Eukaryota; Fungi; Basidiomycota; Agaricomycetes; Boletales; Suillaceae
Product: major facilitator superfamily domain-containing protein
Exons: 10
Coding region: 209-1648 (479 amino acids)
Biological process (GO): transmembrane transport
Cellular component (GO): membrane
Molecular function (GO): transmembrane transporter activity
Source: RefSeq, a predicted model, not a curated record
ACUCUCCCUACUCCACUGCCACGCACGCAUGAUAAUCACUAAGCGAACCUUCUUUGUCAAAGGUUCCUGUGGGACGCCCGUUAAUAUUUAAUCGAUGACCUUGAGACGACCAUGGUUCCCCUGCAGCGAAUUCCGCCUCGUUCUUCUCACGUAGCGUCACCGAGAAGAGAAUUAUCGACUCUUCCUGCUGUGUUUGUGUUUUUAAACGAUGUCUACUAUCAGCGAUGCGAAAUCGGCUGAUCCCAUUGACAUGAUCGAUGAGUCUUCUAGCAUACCCUCAAGCCGUGCCCGUCGUGAUCUCGAGAGGAGAUUGGUGAGGAAGCUCGAUUUGCGUAUGUCCGUGAUCGUUCUUUUGAAUGCCCUGAACUUUGUCGACAGAUCGAAUGCUAGUAGUGCUAGGUUGGCAGGUUUAGAGCAAGACCUGCACUUGCAAGGACAACAAUACGCUACGAUCUUGUCCAUCGUAUAUGUGGGAUACAUUCUCAUGCAACUGCCAGCGAACAUGUUUCUGCACUGGCUAGAAAGACCUGCUAUUCUGAUUCCUUCUACUAUGGUGAUUUGGGGCGUAAUAUCAACAUUAACAGGGAUCACAAAGAAUUAUACGGGGAUUUUUCUCGCCCGUUUCUUUCUUGGUUUUGCUGAAGGACCCUUUGUCCCUGGCGUUCUGUUUCUUAUAUCUGGAUGGUACAAGCGAGACGAGCUCGCCGUGAGAACGACUCUCGUUUCUUGUGGAAGUGUGCUCAGCGCUGGGUUCGGAGCCGUUUUUGCGUCUGGUAUACUUUCAGGCAUGCAGGGAACACUUGGUCAAGCUGCGUGGAGAUGGUUGUUUUACAUCGAGGGCAGCGCUACCGUCUUAGUCGCGAUUUGUGCGAUGUUCUUACUACCUGAUUUCCCUCACAACACCAAAUGGCUCACCCCGGAGGAAAGAACGCUAGCUAUAUCUCGUCUCGCAGAAGAUGGCUAUGGAAGGCCUGGCGAUCUUACGAAACGGACAACCAUGCAAGGACUGUGGGAUGCUGUGUCCGACUGGAAGGUGUGGUGGCUUUCACUCGCAUUGUUCAUUCAGUUUGUAUCGUUGUCAUUCGUCAUUUAUUUCCCGACGAUCGUUGCGACUCUGGGAUAUGAUACGAGUGUAACAUUGCUGCUCGUCGCUCCUCCGUGGGUGCUCUCCACGAUAACCUCAUUUGCUCUUUCAAGGUACUCUGAUAAGAAGCGAAAGCGUUACAUAUACGUUGUGGCGUCGAGUUCAACAGCUGCCCUUGGAUUCAUCAUAUCUCUCUGUACGAUGAACACGACUGCGCGCUAUAUUUCGAUGUUCCUGAUGGCUCAAAUCAGUGCCGGACAAAUGGUGCUAUGGGGGUGGAUGGCCAACACCUUUGCCAGAGAACCUGCGAAGCGAGCUGCUGCUAUCGCUAUGAUUAAUGGACUGGCGCAGGCAGGGAACAUCGUCGGGUCGUUCGUAUGGCCGAUCAACUGGGGCCCUUCAUAUCGGUAUUCCUACGCCAUCUGCUUCGCAGCGCUUGGAGUGUCAACAGCCAUGUUUGGUGUAAUGUAUUUGCAUUUGAAGCGUUUGAAUGAGCGGAUGGAGAGGGACGAGCAGGAUACGAAGGAGCUUCAGGGCCCCGUUGGUUUUAGAUAUCUGGUGUAGUCUACAUGGGAUUGAUGCGACGCAUGUGGAAGAAUACUUUGAUCAGCUAUUCCGCGACCAAAUACUUACCCAAUCCCACUGAGGAGAUAAGUCCUCGAAUCCCAGAGCAGCCGAAUUAUAAUAUUGUGCCGUACCACUUCCACUUCACUGUGGCGACUCUUUC